ACAGAAAUGGCUCGUACAAAGCAAACUGCCCGUAAAUCUACCGGAGGAAAAGCUCCCCGAAAACAACUUGCCACCAAGGCAGCACGUAAAAGUGCUCCAGCCACCGGUGGUGUUAAGAAGCCUCAUCGUUACAGGCCUGGAACCGUUGCUCUCCGUGAGAUCCGUCGUUACCAGAAGAGUACUGAGCUUCUCAUCCGCAAGCUCCCAUUCCAACGUCUAGUCCGAGAAAUCGCCCAAGAUUUCAAAACCGAUCUCCGAUUCCAGAGUUCUGCAGUCAUGGCUCUUCAAGAGGCUAGCGAAGCUUACUUGGUCGGUCUUUUCGAAGAUACCAACUUGUGUGCUAUCCACGCUAAACGUGUAACUAUUAUGCCUAAAGACAUCCAACUGGCCCGCCGUAUCCGCGGUGAACGUGCAUAAGCUGUCAUCAGUUAUUUCAAACCAAAAGGCUCUUUUCAGAGCCACAAUUUGUUUAAAAGAGAAGGAAGCAAUAUUUGUCUUGUCUUUGUGUUUAUUUUAUACACUAAAUAUUUUAUUUUUUGACACCCUGUUAUAACAAUAAUAGAUCUUAUGUGCUAUAUCUGCAACGAGGAGAUUAACUGAUAU
Anneissia japonica is the source of this 603-nucleotide messenger RNA. RefSeq names its product histone H3. The record is from RefSeq and is a predicted model, not a curated record. Gene Ontology annotation, molecular function: protein heterodimerization activity; structural constituent of chromatin; DNA binding. The transcript has a single exon. NCBI's taxonomy places the organism in Eukaryota, Metazoa, Echinodermata, Crinoidea, Comatulida, Comatulidae. The coding region runs from base 7 to 417 and encodes 136 amino acids. Gene Ontology annotation, cellular component: nucleosome.